AUGUACAAGUACGCUCUCAUAGCGACGGCGCUGGUCGGUCUCACCGCCUGCGAGGAGAGACCUCAUAAGACCCAGUAUGUUGACCCCUUCGCGAUGAUCGAUCGUCAUCUCACGCAUUCCCUCGCCUACCACUACCUGUGGCCGUGGAGUCAACUCAUCAGGGCCGCGGCGGCUCUGGACGUCGAGGAGAGUAUGGAAGACCCACAGAUCAUCUCUGAUGCGGAAAAAUAUCAAGUGAAUCUCAGUGUCCGGAGAUUUAAGCCGGAGGAGCUAAAAAUUAAAGUCAAGAAUCGAUACAUCAUAGUCGAAGGAAAACACAAAGAACAAGAUAAUGAUAAAAAAAUUAUGGCAAACCACUUUGUGCAACGAUUUGUGCUACCACCAGGAACAAAACAAGAAGAGGUUACAGCCGUCUUGAAUGAAAAAAACAUUUUAACGAUUACGGCUCCCAAACACGAAAUACCACCUCCACCUCCAGAGAGGGAAGUUCCCAUUGAAGUUAUGUCGAAGACGGAAAAGACAGAAGAACAGACAGAAAAAAUUGAACUCGAAAAACAAACUCCGUCUCCCGUCAUAGAGACGUCGGCGACACCUGGAGAACAAGUGGACCUUGAGGCGACGACACAUAUAGGUAAAAUAAGAAAGAAGGAAUUGAAAACAACGACGAAAGCGACCAAAUAUAACGAAGCCACGAAAAGUAUCGAAAGUAACGGAUUGGAUUAUGGUGUGAUUGAAGGUGAGGAGUGA
Molecule: messenger RNA, 747 nt
Organism: Danaus chrysippus (African queen)
Lineage: Eukaryota; Metazoa; Arthropoda; Insecta; Lepidoptera; Nymphalidae
Source: the annotation of a GenBank genome assembly